This is a messenger RNA of Prorocentrum cordatum, 1635 nucleotides long. Lineage: Eukaryota; Dinophyceae; Prorocentrales; Prorocentraceae. The record is from the annotation of a GenBank genome assembly.
GGGCGCAUUGCGCUCAGGUGCGGCCAACCACGAAGGGUGCGUGGUGGGCCGAGCCCUCCUGAGCGAGGUCCCCAUGGCGGAGUCGCCGGUGCCCGUAGAGAACGGCGAUGCGGUCAGUGAAGCAGGGGCCGGGGAGGCGCCUCUGGGUACGCUGACCGCGCUCAUCCGCGAGGCCGUGCAGCAGCGGCGCAGGUCGCUCGUGCUGCAGGAGGACGUGGUCAGCCCCGACGAGGUCGUGGUGCUCCCGCGGGAGUUCUCCAUCGCGGGCGACCCCGGCAGGGCGGCGCCGGUGCGCCUGGUGUGCAGGUGCCUGCGGGUCGCCUUCCCGGUGGAGAGGCGCUGUCGCAGCAAGGGCCCGGGCGCCUGUGCGGCCCUGCGCCGCGUGCGGCUCGAGGGCGGCGGCGGCGGCGCCCCCGCCCUGCGCGUGGAGCGGGGGGGCCGCGCCCUGCUCGAGGACUGCCAGGUGCAGUCCGCGUCCGUGGGCGUGGAGUUGCUGGGCCCGGGGAGCUCCGCGCUGCUGCUGCGCACCAGCGUGGUGGCGGCCGAGGAGGGCGUGCUGGGCCGGGCCGGGGCGCGGGUGGUCCUGCGGCAGAGCCGCGUGACGGAGUGCGGGGCAGACGGCCUGUCGCUGGAGGCGCCGCGCGGGGCCUGGGUGCUCGACAGCUACCUGGCGGGGAACGUCUGCAACGGCGUGCUCCUGAUUCUGGGCCAGGGCCAGGCGGCAGGCAGAGGGAGGCCCGCGCCGCUGGUCUUCUGCGGCAACUCGCUGCAGCAGAACUCGCAGUACGGCGUCUGCCUCGAGCAGGGCGGCCGCCAGGUCAGGUGGUGCCGCAACUUCUCGGAGGGCAACGGCCUCGGAGAGAAGGGCGGCUCGGGGGCGCUGGACGGUUUCGAGGAGGGCAGGUGGCUCGGGCCCGGGGACGAGUGCCUGGCGUGGAUGGAGAAGCGCGCCGCGUGGGUGAAGGCCGUCGCCUGCGGCGAGUGGGGCGCGUCCGUGCGCGUCCGGGUGGAGAGACCCGGCAAGAGGCGCGCGGACGGCUCGCAGGCCCACGAGGAGGUCGACGUGCCCCCCCAGGCGCUGCGGCCCCCGCGCUACACGGAGGCCCACCUGCCGCCCGCUUGGUCGAAGCGGGGGCCGCGGCGGGCGCGCAGCGCCCUGGAGCACUUCCUGGAGGCCCAGGGCCUCAGCAAGGGGGACCCCGAGGCCCGCGCCAGGUUCGAGGCCGCGGAGGAGGCCACCAGGGAGGCCGCGAGGGAGGCGCAGCGGCGGGACAGGGCGCGCUUCGACGCGGACGCCUCCGCGAUCAGCCGGGCGCGCAGCCGCGAGGCCGCGCUGGCAAAGGUGCGCGGUGGCGCCGCUGCCACGCAGCGUGUCGGACCUGCUGGGCCGGCGGGUCAGGCGGAGGCCGCCGCCGCUCCACCCCGACGAGGGCCAGGAGGUGUCGUCCGCCGCUGCGGCGGCGCUCGCGCCCGUCGCCGCAGGCGUGCUCGCCGCUUCUGGCCAGGCCGCGGAGGCCACUUCGGAGGUGAUCAAUAUGCGAUUAGGCGAGCAGGCCGAGUGUGUCACCGGGCUUGGUGGUAGCUGCAUGGCGUGGGCGCGCGCGCGCGCGUGCGCGCGUGCGCGCUCGGGGGAAA